Epinephelus fuscoguttatus (brown-marbled grouper) is the source of this 7256-nucleotide messenger RNA. RefSeq names its product CDC42 effector protein (Rho GTPase binding) 4b (gene cdc42ep4b). NCBI's taxonomy places the organism in Eukaryota, Metazoa, Chordata, Actinopteri, Perciformes, Serranidae. The record is from RefSeq and is a predicted model, not a curated record. Bases 382 to 1380 code for a protein of 332 amino acids. The transcript has 2 exons.
GCGCCACACACAUGCAAAGUAAACGGACACUGGAGCACCAACAAGGGAACUGUCCUGCCGCAACUCUCCGCCGAGGAAACUAAACUGAGUCUGCGGUGACACGGAGGCUUUGCUCCUGUGUUUCUGUCCUCCUGUGUACGGAAAGCCGAGUGGAAUAUAACCUGAAAGUUCGCCUUUACUCGGAGAAUAAAGAAAGGCUGAUCCACAAGAUGAAACCCGAGCUGGAGGACCAGAAUGGCUGCACACAUUAAACACCUGGAAUUAUACUUUCUUUGACAACAGCUCACAGAUUUGCCAGAUAAUUCUGGAAGGAACUCUCCUGAACUCCUGCAGAAGCUAGUUUCAUUUCUCUCUGUGGAUUAUAAGUGACAGACUGCCAUCAUGCCGAUUCUCAAGCAGCUGGUGAACAACUCUAACCAGUCGAAGCGGCGGUCCAGAGCUGACCUGACCGCUGAGAUGAUCAGCGCACCACUGGGGGACUUCCGCCACACCAUGCACGUUGGCAGAGGAGGAGAUGCCUUUGGGGACACUUCAUUUCUUAGCACACGAUCAGGGGAACCUCCCAGGGAGCCAGAGACGAAGCACGGCUCCCCGGGGUCCAAACCGGGACUGCUGUCCCGUACAUUCAGGAGCAGCAAACGCUCGCAAUCAGUAAACCGAGGGGACAAGUAUGACUACAAUAUGAUGGCGCCUUCUGGUGGCUCGUCCAACUAUGUGAAAAACGCCAUUUCCCUGCCCUACCUAAAUGAGGAGGAUAUUAACAGAGGCAACCAGCUGCCGAAGAGUGUUUCCUCAAGCCCCAUGAAGAGGCUGUCGGAGAUCGAAAGCAGGCCUGUAAAUGGAGCGGCAGCGAUGGCGACACUGGAUGCAGAGUUUGAAGAGCGGAAUUUCGGCGAGCUUACAGAUUUGCCUCAAUCCAUGCCUAAAGGAGGUGGAAUGAAGCACGCAGAGUCUAUGAUGUCCUUCCACAUUGACCUGGGGCCCUCCAUGCUUGGGGACAUCUUGAGCGUGAUGGAGAAGAAAGGCUGGGAUGAGGACGACCUUGGCUAUGAAGAGGGCAAGGGCAGCGAGGGCCGUGCAUCACCCUCCCUCAUUCCUCACAUAGAUGAUGACGACGCAGAAGAGCAAGCCCCUGCAAGGCCACCUCGCAGCAUGUACCAGCAGAAGCCCACGGUGGAUCCCUACACCCCGGAGCUACACACCAGGAACAAUCACCACAACCUGGACAGCUGCUCCGUGUCCAGCUCUGGCUCUGUCACUGAGGAGAAACCUCAGUACCACCUUCAUGACGGCGACACGGACAGUGCAAAGUACAGCUCGCCACGUGGGGAGGAAGAUUUCACCUUCAUGGAUGACGACGACGAUGAGAUUCGAGUUUAGACUAAACUGGUACCACUGCCACGGAUAGUCUCGGACACUAAUGGAGAAGCUGGGAAAGGCUGCGGAGGGAUUUAGAGGCAGGGCCACUUCUGCUUUAAGCUUCUUGUAGAUCAGUCUAAUUUCUGCACACUUUGUUCAACAUCAUAAAUCAAACCAAUUAAGCCUUAUUCACCGUGCUGUAGCAAGGAGAUAUGAGCGGAGUGCAUGCCAGAGUGCAUACAGACUGGCUCUCAGAGUGGAACUCUUGACAGGUUUGGGUGUGUUGAUGGUUGCUAAUUUUUGCAACAUCAAACUCUGAACUCAUUAUUAUUGGGGAAUUCUCCAUUUUCAAAUAAGACUGGCUCCUGCGUUCAAAUCUUCUCCUCCUCAAAGGUGCUUUAACAAUGAGCAAGCUAUUGGUUAUGAGCAUCACACUCGUUUUAAGAAGUAAAGGGUGACCAUAGGGUUAGAGGACUGUACCCCCAGCUGUCAAUCACAUUAAUAUCACAUUUGGGGUGUGAUGUGUGAGGUGAGGAGGGUGUACGAGUUCAGAAACCGGAUGAGGACGUGUACUACAGAUUCUGAACAAGGAAGGAAAAGGACAAGAAGUGAAACUCUUUCUAAUCGCUGAGUGUGGAAGUGAUCAUGGAGCUUAAUUUCCCAAUGACAAUGUCUUGGCAUAGACACUAAAUAGAUAAAGUAGUUAAUUACUUUUGUCCACGUCAGAGUCUAAGGGGUGAUUUCUGGUAUUUUUUACAUUAUUUGGUGUACAUAGAGUAUUUGGAAGUUGGUCUACAGUAGCCUGUAUUUGUUAGUUUACUUUUUUGCUACUGUCUCUCUUUGGCACAAGGCGUUUUCGGACCGAACGGUUCUGGGGACUCCUGGACAGGAAGUGUCCAUCCAAGGACCACACACCUUCAAGGGUUUUUUUUUCUUUUUUGUUUGCAUUCGCACCACCAAGAGGAACACGUAAGUGACGUACUGUAAGCUGGCCAGUGGUUGGUAUACAGGGUUCCCAAGGUCAUGGAGAACUUGGAAAAGUCAUGGAAUUUUUUUGUUUGUCAUGAAAUUGUUGCAGUAAUCUCAAGUGGAUAACCUUCCACAAAAUGUAAACUAAUGGCAAAUUUAUUUUCUGUAGCUGUUGACGUAAUGUAGCUGGGACACACUGCGUUUUGUUUACCGAUGUCAUUAUGUUUGAAUAACACUAGGCAAGUACAGAAAAAAAAUUGACAUGGACAAUGUUGGGGGUUUGUCACUUGAGCAGUGCCAAUGCGCACUUUGCUUCUGUUUUAACUGCUCUGGAAGUAGAGCAUAGUAGUUUGAAGGUACGGCGCAUUCUUUUCUUUCAAACAAAUUAACCAACAAGCCAAUCCAGAAGAAAAAUUUGCUGCUCACAGUAGCCUUUGUUUCAUCAGACACAUAUCAACUUCUUAUUUGGAGAUUAUUGAUUAUGUUCCACCCCAGGAAAACUAAGUAGCAAAAGAAUAACUGAGCAGGAGUUAUUUUGUUGUUGCGUUCUGUUUGUGUUAUAUGUCGUGAAGUCAUGGGUCGUUGAAAAGUCAUGGAAAAGUUUCAAUUUUUGUCCAUGACGAUUUGUGGGAGCCCUGAAUUGUGUUGUAUUUCCACCAUCACAUAUGCUCACUAAAGCCUGGACUUUACUUCCUGUGUUUUCUUAAAUUUUUUACAAGCUGUUGUUUGCUUUUUGUGUUGUUUACAUGGCUAACAGGUUUUUCAAAAUGGCAGUUGCCGGCGCUGCAUUGGCUGUAUUUGAUCAGUCAAUCUACACUUACGUCACUCAUGGUUCCUCUUGUGCUGGAGGGUAACUGCUCUGACAUAGGAGCUAAAAAAAGUCCCUUAAAAUGAUGUUCUAAGAGCUACGAUUGUUCCUAGUUCCUGUGGUGCGGAUAUGACAAAAAUGUGGGUUCUUUGAGCUAUGAAAAGCUCCUCUGGUCCAAAAACGCCUUUAAUCUUCAUUGUUUUAACUCACAGAGAGCUGUGGUAUUUAUUCUUAUAAGGGAUGGAUCAUACUUAACGUGCACUGCUAGGUCUUAAAAGUUUAGAAUUGGGGUCUUUCUGAUGUGUUGAAUUUUUUUUUUUACAAAAAUUACAUGGUACUACAGAGUGAGCCAACUACUUUUACUUUUACUUUUACUCAAGUAGACAUAAAAUUAUCUUAAGUCACAUCAUUCCCGCUAUCACUGUCACGACAAGGCUGUAUUAGACGACAAUGACUUCUGUUUUACAAAAUCACCCGCUGCUAGUGAAGGCUUUUUUACUUGUGAAUUGUCAAAAAAAGAAGGCCUUUGGUAUGUGUUCUGUGUCCUGUACUUUUUAAAGACAGGACAGAAGUGGUGAUUGUGGCUAAUAGUGUGUUAUUCUGUGUCAUCACAUCUCAUUCCACAUCAUUGCUGAGGUUGGUAGGAUUAGCAGGUCAGCAGAGAGGCAUAAACACGUUUGAAGGGGAGUUGUUGCAGUAGACAAAUUGUUAUAUUAAAAUUAAUAGUUAUGGCUCUUCCCAAAACUCUCUCCAGACAUGUGUUCAGACUCGUCUCUAAGGGCAGAGAAAGGAAGUGAAAACAUGUUCAAAGUGUUAUUAGAGCGCAGCUACUUAAUAGAUGGGCAUCAGGUAUGUCUCGGGGCAGUGAAAGCGGCGGAUAUUUCCUGAACUGGCCCCACAAGUGAUACUAUCCACCUCCUCCACACAACCCAAAUCACACAGUAGGAACAGAUGAUUAAAUCAACCCAUCAUCUGGCCUUUCCCUGUCUACUCAUUAAAUGUGCUGGAUUAUUGGCCCCCAACCAGCUGGAACUGCUCCAGAAACAGCAGGGUCAGGAACAGACAGGUGGGCUGUUUCUCUUUGGCUUUUUUUGUGUUUAUGCUUUUACAGUGCGCGCUCGCUCAGUCGGCUCCUCCAGGUUACUUUCAGUUCUAAGUAAGGCCAAAAGAGGUGUACUCUCCUCUCCGAUAUCCCAUGAUUAAUGUCUGACCUUUUUUUUUUAGUUGGUGUUAGAAAACUAAUUGCCAGGUUUGACGAAUGGGAGCUUUGAAUUUCCUGUUGUGGCACUGAUGCAGGGGUGUGUACACAGAAUCAGGAUGCUGUGCCAUUCUGCCUCGGGCUAUUGUAAUGUUUUGGAAACACAUCUACAUGAACAGACUGAGAGAAGUUCUGAAAUUAAAGGGAUAGUUCAGAUCUUUUGAAGUGGGGUCAUAUGAGGUAUCCACAGUUAGUGUAUUACAUACAGUAGAUGUCAGUGUCGCCUCACAGCAAGAGUGUUCCUGGUUUGAACCCAGGGUGCGGGAGCCCUUCUGUGCAGAGUUUGCAUGUUCUCCCCGUGUCAGCGUGGGUUUUCUCCAGGUACUCCAGCUUCCUCCCACAGUCCAAAGACAUGCAGGUUAAUUGGUGACUCUAAAUUGUCUGUAGGUGUGAAUGUGAGUGUGAAUGGUUGUCUGUCUCAGGGAUCAUGUUAACCGGAUAUUCUCGGUCAUUGACCGGUUUUUUACAACAAUGACCGGAAAAUCUGAAGGCCGUUGGUCAUUUUGACCGGUUGCAAUUACCACCCCUGCCCACUUGGUGGUGGAGUGCACAGUACUGCAGAGAAAAAGUCAUCAUCUGCUUCAUGUAGCGUUGUUGACAUAACGCCCUGGACACACCGGACGCGGAACCGAAGCACGGUGCCCAGCAGCAGAGGCAGUUCUCAGUCAGUGCCCAUGUUAACCUAUCUGACUGUCCACACAGUCUGCUGAGCAGAGCAGAGCGCCCGCGGACUAAAGGCAGCGCUUCAGUUCGGCGUCUGGUCUAUUUUUCACGGGAGCUGCGAGCGCUUCUGUCUGGAUCGUGCAGCUCGUACCAAACAGGAAGUCUGACACAGAAAAGAUGAGAGAAUCCAGACAAUUUUCAAAAUAAAAUAACAACAGCACGCACUGAGGAACGUGAGCCUACAGGCAUAACUACAUAACGCCCUGGACACACUGGACGCGUUAGUGACAUGUUAGUGCCGUCCGGUGUGUCCAGGGCAAAGCCUAAUGGCACGGGUGUGUGGAUGUCUGUUCAUCUUUUCGUGCAUGCCCUUAUUAAUGCACACUUUAUAACUUGCUUGUUGGAUUUAUUAAAAACGAAGGAAUUAAAACUAAAUGUCUUUGAAUAUCUUCUAAAAUCUUGAAUAUCUAAAAACGAAAAUUAAAAUGACCGGUAAAAAUAGAUUAUGACCGGAUUUUUAUGACCCUGUCGGUCAAAUGAACGGCAACGAAAAAGUCUAGCGCAACGUCUGGUCUGUCUCUAUGUGUCAGCCCUGUGAUAGUUUUGUGACCUGUCCAGGGUGUACCCUGCCUCUCACCUAGUGUCAGCUAGGAUAGGCUCCAGCCCCCUGUGACCCCUAACAGGUUAUGGAAAAUGAAUGAAUAAAUGAAUAUACCUUGCUGUCAGACAGCGUUUCCUUUCAGGGAACUGAAGCCGUUACAUAACUGUCUUCAAAGCCAGACUCAAUUGAGAAAAACCAUGAAUUAACAUCGCUGAACGGAGCUGCUGAUCUACCUCUGGCUUGGUCAGUUUUUGUUUGUUAUUGUGUGACUUUAGUGUUUAAAGUAGUUUGUUUAACAUGAACAGUUUGUAUUCAACAAAGUCACACAGUAACACAAACGAACUGAUCGAGGUGGCAGUAGACCAACAUCUCCAGGGUUCAGCGAGCCAAAAUUACUGUUUUUGUCAAUAGAGUCUGGUGGCUUUGACGAGAAAAUAGAUGGGGAACUGAAGCCGUUACAUUGCUCUCUUCAAAGUCAGACUUCAUUUUUAGAUUAUUUUUUUUUUCGGUGGCAAAAAUAUAUUUUGCUGUUGCCCCCAUCCACAGCAGUACAUUGCUUAGCUUCUGUAGACUCCUGCCUGCUUCUUCAAACUGGGGGCGCGUUGACUGACAUCUACUGUAUUUAAUACACUGACUUUGGAUGAGCACCUCAUACAACCCCACUUCAAAAAAUCCGAACCACCCCUUUAAAAGCGAUCUGGAGGAAACUGCCAAGUAUGUUCUAAUUAUGUUAUUUGGGUAACGUUAGCAGGAUGUUUGAUCUUGUUUCUUUUUUAUUUACUUAUGUAUAGAAAUGCAGUAAGAUAAGAGUCAGAACUUUUUCAUGUUUUGAUGUAAAUGGGCCAAACUUUAAGAUGUCUCUUAGCUUCUUAUUGUGAAUUGUGUGGUUUGUGGAUUGUUUGGGCAGCUGCAAUCCUUCAUGUUCAUCACUAAGAAAUGGACACUAUAAAAAAAAGAAGAAGAAGAAAAACACUCCUUAUCUGCUGUUGUUUUAAUCAAGUAAUGUAAAUAUAAUUUGUGCCAUCGAUGAUUACAGUAAACAAUCUUUGUUAUCGGCAGUGAGACUCUGUGGUACUAGCAUGAGAACCAGAGGAAUGUUAGCGGCUCCAACACUAAAUAGCACAGCUGCGGCCAAAGUGUACUUGCAAGUGAAUUUGGAAGUGGUAAAUAGAGAAUCAUGGGAAAGUAUACUAAAUUACACUAAAAUACUUUAUUGUAAAUGUCUUAACUUUCUGGCGUUUGCUGUGUUGCUGUUGGGAACUCCUAAGUAGGCCAGAAUAAACCAUAUAAAGGAAUUUGCAAAUACUCUGUGCCCCAGGUCUGCUUAAAAGUUUCCCGUGCCCUGACAGCUGCGGUUUGGUGAGUGGCAAAAAAAGAUAAGGACUGCGAAAAAACAACUGGCUCAAAGUUCUGCUGUUGAAUGUUUUCUCUUUUUUUUUCUAUUCAGUGGCUGUAGUGUUAUGCCAAGUAUGUACUGUUUUCCUUUCCUACUCCUUAUUCUGGUUUUACAGUAUAUUAAUAUAUUUACCUUCCUCACUUUCCUUUCUUUGAAAUAACAUCUAUAUUUUUCAAUAAAAGAGAAAGCUGGUAAUCUUUAA